AUGUCCAAUGUGCAUACAUUGAAAGAUAUAAAAAAUAGAGGACAUCGGCUGGGUAGUGCAUAUGAGCAAGAACUCGAAAAAAAAUUAAGAACCGCUAUCGAUUUUAACUCUGAAAUUACCGAUUUCAAUGAAAAGUUGCAGGCUGAAAUUUCAGAGUAUUCAGAGCGAGAGGAGGAAUUUCAACGAUCCUAUGCUGAUAUUGUAAAUAAAACUAGCCAGUUAAAUGCGUCCAGUACUAAGGUUAGAUCCCAACUUAUUUCUGAACGGAAAUCUCAUUCCGAAAGUCAACAGAGGGGGGCAACUUUAGCCCAGAAAGCUUCGUCCGCUGACAAGGUCCAGAUUCUUUUUCUUGAAACUAAAAUACGUGAAUUGGAAGGUAAGUUGGAGGACAUAGAUCUAGAGCGCACAUAUCAUGAUUUGGAUGCAAUGGGAGGGAAGCUGGCCCAAAUAAGCUCAUCCAAUCCUAAAGAGAUUGAUUCUCUCAGGCUUGAAUUGGAACAGGUGAAGGAGGACCGUAAUUCAAAAGAAUAUACAAUAGAAUGUAUGGAAAAGGGGAUAGAGUCAUCAAAUAGCAUAUUUAGACAGGAAAUAGAUGCUUUGUAUUCAGCGCGAUCAAAAUUAAGGGAGGAAAAUAGGGCCUUCAAGGACCAGUUAGCGUUAAAGAAAAAUACUUCAUCCCAAAUAAUUUCGAGUGAGGGGGAUUCCUUUGGAAUCGGGUGGCGCAGAAGCAGUACUAUUGUCCCAAGAAAUACCUCUAGCACUGGCUAUUCCUGUCGUUGCGAGUUCUCUAAUGUAUCCGAUGAUAACAUAUUCUAUGCUUGUCUUACUACUGAUUGUGGUUAUAUGGCUCGUGGUCAGGAAAUGGUGGAAUCCAUGGGGUAUGAAUGA
This is a messenger RNA of Rhizophagus irregularis DAOM 181602=DAOM 197198, 888 nucleotides long. The record is from RefSeq and is a predicted model, not a curated record. Lineage: Eukaryota; Fungi; Glomeromycota; Glomeromycetes; Glomerales; Glomeraceae.